Anoplophora glabripennis (Asian longhorned beetle) is the source of this 864-nucleotide messenger RNA. RefSeq lists its product as uncharacterized. The transcript has 6 exons. NCBI's taxonomy places the organism in Eukaryota, Metazoa, Arthropoda, Insecta, Coleoptera, Cerambycidae. The coding region runs from base 70 to 759 and encodes 229 amino acids. The record is from RefSeq and is a predicted model, not a curated record.
AUAAGGGCAACAGAAGUUAUUUACAAUACCAUUCGAUUUGUCUUGAGGAAGUUGUAUAAGUGUUUCAAAAUGAACAAGUUUGUGUUAAUUCUUCUCCUCACUGCUGCAUGUGUUCAUGCUGAAGGAGAAUCAUCAAGUUCAUCUGAAUCAUUCCUAAAGUCGUUAGCUAACAGGUACGAAGAAAAGCUAAAUCCAACAGUCGUCAAUAAGUUCAUUGUGUUAUCCGAAAAAACCAAAAAACAGUGUCCUGAACUCAAACAGACGUUCGAUACAACUCUUGAAGAAGUGGACAAUUGUAUAGAAAACAUAGAAUUAGGAGAUAACACUUUCUGCAGUUUGCUGAGGAAUAAUGUGGAAAAAUGCUUGGAACCUGUUAAGAAAGAAUUAGUUAGAUGUUUGCCGGAAGAAUCAAAGGGAUUACCAGUUAUGGCUAUUAAGAUUGGCAAAGCAAUCAUCGAUCAAGCUUGUAACUCUACAGUUGAGGAAAUUUUGGAAUUAUGGAACCCUUGUACAAAAGCAAAAGGAACCCUGCCCUAUGAAGCUUGUACUAAAGUCAGAAAUAUCUACAAAGAAUACAAAAAUAAACUUCCCUCCAAAUCUCUAGUAUGCUCACUGCUGCCAAAUAUUAAAUCUUGUGAUAAAUUUCACCAAGAAGCGUCUUGCAAGAACCCCGUGACAAAGUCAGCUAUGGUCAAUUUCUUCGAGGCAAUAGAUGAGGCAACUGCCACCGAGUGUCAGGACCUCAAUAAAACGAAAUAGAAAAUGGAGCUAUGAGUUACUGCAACAUACAGGGUCGGAAGAUCCCCAUGGUUCAUCGGCCGUUACGUGAGAGUGAUAAAGAAAGUCAUAGAAAUCCGUGCGAUA